AUGGCGAUCGCAAGGCAAGUGCUUUGUGUGUGUGCGUUGCUCUCCCUGCCGCUCGCUCACUCGCAGCCCAUCCGCUACUCCGUAGCCGAGGAGGCGCACAGCGGCUCCCUGGUAGGCAACCUGGCGCAGGACGCGGCGCUGCCGCCGGCGCAGCUCUCGGCUCGCCGCGCCCGCCUGGUGUCGGAGGACGGCCGCCAGCAUUUUCGCUUCGACCGCGCCAGCGGCCGCCUCGUCGUGGCCGACAGGCUGGACCGGGAGCAGCUGUGCGGCCAGGCCGACACCUGCACGCUCCCCUUCGAGCUGCUGCUGGCCGACCCGCUGCAGUUCUUUCGGGUCGAGGUCACCCUCGACGACAUCAAUGACCAUUCUCCCAGAUUUCCCCAUCAAAGAGUCACUUUUAAGAUCCCCGAAACGAGCGACCCGGGCUCUCGUUUCCCACUGGAAGUUGCUCGGGAUCCUGAUGUUGGCAGCAACAGUGUGCAGGCAUACAGCAUUGCUCCCGAGAACGAGUACUUUAGCGUCUCCUAUGGGAGUCGGUUUAGGGGCAAGAAAUAUGUUGAACUUGUUUUGGAAAAGCCCCUAGACAGAGAGGAGCAGGCAGAGAUGGAUUUCAGUCUGAUUGCUGUGGAUGGGGGCUCUCCUCCCAGGAGUGGGACCACCCAAAUUCACAUUACAGUUCUGGAUGUCAAUGACAAUACUCCCGUCUUCACACAGGAGGUGUAUGAUGUGCAGGUUUUGGAAAACGCACCAGAGGGUUCUGUGGUUCUGACUGUUUUGGCAACAGAUCGCGAUACAGGAAUUAAUGGGGACAUCUCAUAUCAGUUAAGCGAAGGAGUCAGUAACAGCGAGUCAGUAUUUGAGAUUGAUCCCUUAACAGGUGAAAUUAAACUCUCAAAGAUUCUGGACUUUGAGGCAGCACAGACUCACGAGCUCAAUGUUAGAGCCACAGAUGGUGGGGGGCUCUCGGCAAUCUGCAAGGUGUUGGUGGAGGUGUUGGAUGUGAAUGACAAUGCACCCGAGCUGCUGGUCAGUUCCUUCAGCAGUCCCCUCCCCGAGAACUCCGCGCCCGGCACGGUGGUUGCCCUCUUUACUGUCAGGGACCGAGAUGCCGGAGCCAACGGCAAGGUGUCCUGUGCCCUCAACCAUCAGCUCUUCUUCUCCCUGCGGCCAGCCUAUAAGAAUUACUACGAGCUGGUGACUGUGAGGGCGCUGGACCGGGAGGACACGGCUCAGCACAUCCUCAGCGUGACAGCAGCAGACGCGGGGUCCCCUCCUCUCACUACCACCCACACCUUCACCGUGGACAUCUCGGAUGUCAACGACAACGCCCCCGUCUUCAACCAGACAUCCUACACCAUGUACGUGCGCGAGAACAAUGCACCCUCCGUGCUGGUGGGAGCCGUGAGCGCCGCAGAUGCCGACGUGGGGCUGAAUGCCAAGGUGACCUAUUCCCUGUCAGCAGGGCAAGCGGCGGAGCGGCCUUGGUGCUCGUGCGUGUCUGUGAACUCGGAGAGCGGGCAGGUGUUUGUGCUGAGAGCCCUGGACUACGAGCAGCUGAGGCAGAGCGAGGUGGUG
Messenger RNA from Empidonax traillii (willow flycatcher), 1575 nucleotides. RefSeq names its product protocadherin beta-15-like. The record is from RefSeq and is a predicted model, not a curated record. Gene Ontology annotation, cellular component: plasma membrane. The transcript is spliced from 2 exons. The annotation marks the transcript as partial. Gene Ontology annotation, biological process: homophilic cell-cell adhesion. Gene Ontology annotation, molecular function: calcium ion binding. NCBI's taxonomy places the organism in Eukaryota, Metazoa, Chordata, Aves, Passeriformes, Tyrannidae.